This is a messenger RNA of Scylla paramamosain (green mud crab), 735 nucleotides long. RefSeq lists its product as uncharacterized. The transcript has a single exon. Bases 1 to 735 code for a protein of 244 amino acids. The record is from RefSeq and is a predicted model, not a curated record. NCBI's taxonomy places the organism in Eukaryota, Metazoa, Arthropoda, Malacostraca, Decapoda, Portunidae.
AUGGCUCUCCUUGGCUCAGAGGAGACAUCCAUGGCUCUUCUUGGCUCAGAGGAGACAUCCAUGGCUCUUUUUGGCUCAGAGGAGACAUCCAUGGCUCUCCUUGGCUCAGAGGAGACAUCCAUGGCUCUUCUUGGCUCAGAGGAGACAUCCAUGGCUCUUCUUGGCUCAGAGGAGACAUCCAUGGGUCUUCUUGGCUCAGAGGAGACAUCCAUGGCUCUUCUUGGCUCAAAGGAGACAUCCAUGGCUCUUCUUGGCUCAGAGGAGACAUCCAUGGGUCUUCUUGGCUCAGAGGAGACAUCCAUGGCUCUUCUUGGCUCAGAGGAGACAUCCAUGGGUCUUCUUGGCUCAAAGGAGACAUCCAUGGCUCUUCUUGGCUCAGAGGAGACAUCCAUGGCUCUUCUUGGCUCAGAGGAGACAUCCAUGGCUCUUCUUGGCUCAGAGGAGACAUCCAUGGCUCUUCUUGGCUCAGAGGAGACAUCCAUGGCUCUUCUUGGCUCAGAGGAGACAUCCAUGGCUCUUCUUGGCUCAGAGGAGACAUCCAUGGCUCUUCUUGGCUCAAAGGAGACAUCCAUGGCUCUUCUUGGCUCAGAGGAGACAUCCAUGGCUCUUCUUGGCUCAGAGGAGACAUCCAUGGCUCUUCUUGGCUCAGAGGAGACAUCCAUGGCUCUACUUGGCUCAGAGCAGACACCAGUGGCUCUUCUUAGCUCAGAAGAAACACCCGGUCUUCUUGGAUAA